AUGGACCUCGACCUCGACCUCAGCAUGGACCUCGACCUCGACUGCAGCAUGGACCUGAGCAUGGACCUGAGCAUGGACCUGAGCAUGGACCUGAGCAUGGACCCGAACAUGGACCUCUUCUUCGACCCAGCGAUGGAGAUGAUCGACGUCGACCUCGGCGUGGACGUGGCCGACGCCUUUGACGUCCCAUCGCCCCGCAAGGCCGACGUCUGGCCCGCGUCCGACGACGACGAGACGCAACCGUCGGUGGGCGACGACGAGAAGCAACUGUCGUUGGACGACGAUGCGAGCUCGACCGACAGCAGCAGCACCGACGAGCGGCAGACGCAGCGCGGUCGAUGGACGCAGGACGAGCACGACCGGUUCCUCACCGGCUACAAACUCUACGGCCGGUCGUGGAAGCUCAUCGCGACGCACGUCGUACCGACCCGGUCCUACACGCAGGUCCGGACGCAUGCGCAAAAGUACCUCCUCAGUCGGCAAUCGAGCUCCAAGGACGCGCGGAGCCUCCCCAGCUCUCCCCUUCUCCGCUCGCCAACUGCCCAUCGUCGCGUGUCGUCGGUUGUCGCCUGAG
Messenger RNA from Saprolegnia parasitica CBS 223.65, 574 nucleotides. RefSeq lists its product as hypothetical. The coding region runs from base 1 to 573 and encodes 190 amino acids. The transcript has a single exon. The record is from RefSeq and is a predicted model, not a curated record. NCBI's taxonomy places the organism in Eukaryota, Oomycota, Saprolegniomycetes, Saprolegniales, Saprolegniaceae. Gene Ontology annotation, molecular function: DNA binding.